AGUCGCAUAAAAAAGGUCAUAGAUUAAAAAUACCAUCUCACAUGUCUAUUUGAUACAUUAAUUAGAUUAAAUAGAUCUUUACUUUAAAUAUUAUUGCCAAAACAAUCGAGAGCGGUAAUACGCAUGCGCAUGAUGUCACCGGUGCUGCUUCAGUGAUAAUCGUUAUUCUGUGGUGUUUCGUAUUAAAAGUGGUGUUUACGCAAGUAAAAGGUUCCGAAUAACGGUGUUGGUCAAAAAAAGAAGUGGAGAUCACGAGGCAAGUUUAUUAAGAGGUUAGAAAAUAUCGAAUGAAAACAAAACGAACUUCUUGCGUGUUUGCUUUUUAUUAACGGAUAAUAAAGCUCGUCCAGCAAUAGAGGGGCUGACACUCAAGAUACACGCGUGCACGAUCACAUGUGAAAGCGAAAAAGGAGGGAGAGAAACAUAACACCCCGAGAAGACGCGCAUCACGAGCUAAUACGACGCAGAAAGAACGAGAGUGCGCGUCAGUAGGUUUACCCUGACCUCGGUCAGUCAGACACAGUUUAAUUUAACCGGGUCUCAGCAAACUCACAGUUCAAUCUAUCUUUGUCCAGUGACACGCUCGUAACCUCGCGGGGCUCGCGAAUUAACCUCACUCUUUCGUGGAAGGAAGGAUACACCGUUUUCCGGUACGUAGAAUAUUAGGCGUAUCCACCAAGAUGCUGGGGCUGCUUCUAUUAGUGGCUCUUGGGGCAUCAACGCUCGCUUAUAAUGGCGAGCUGGUGGAGCAAGAAUGUCCCAUGGACUGUCAUUGCCAUUAUUUUCGCGUCAACUGGGUGACGGACUGUUCCGAAAGCAAUUUGACCAGCAUCCCGUACGACGAGCUUAGCCCUAAUGUCUACAUUUUGGAUAUGAAUGGUAACAACAUCGCACGGAUCGGUCCGUUUCCACAGUCGAUCAAGCUCAGGCGUCUCCAGAUGGCACACAACAAAUUGACCGAACUGAAACACGACUCGUUUGCCGGGUUAACUUAUCUGUUGGAGGCCGACUUUUCGUCAAACGCGAUCACUCAUAUCGAUCCGGAGGCAUUCAGGGAUAAUCCAGGUUUGAUUACGUUGGAACUUCAGAACAACCCCUUGGACGAGGUGAAGGGUCACUUCUUAAAUAGUCGCACCCUGCUCUACCUUGAUCUGAAUUCCUGCGGUAUCCGCCGCCUCAAUACGCAAUUUUUCCACAACACGACGAACCUGAACAAGGUUGACUUAUCCCACAAUCCACUUGGAAGCAUAGAACCAGGCCCGUUCGAUCAUCUCACCAAUUUGGAGUACCUGAAGCUGAACGCUUGUAACCUGACUCACGUGUCUCCGGAUGCGUUCGCUCAUUUGGAAAAUCUGCGCGAGCUCGAGAUGGCGGAGAACGAUUUGCGAACGUUAAGCUGGACAAGUAUUCUUGCUCCGUUGAUCCGAUUGGAGUAUCUGAACAUCAGAAAGACCGGCAUCACGAAUUUGCCAGGAGAUGCAUUCGCCAAAAACCUGUACCUGCGACAGUUGGUCUUGGCGGAUAACGAGUUAUGGCACUUGGAUGUCGGCAACACUCUCGGCCACAAUCUGCACAGUCUUCAAUCGUUGGAUCUGUCGAACUGUAAUUUACAAGAUCGUCUGUCAGAAGAGGCGUUCAGAAAUUCGAGCAAAUUGCGGGUACUGAACCUGAGCGGCAAUCCUAUGUUCGCUGCUGACCUAACUGCCGUAUUACGCCACCUGCCGAAACUACAUAAGCUGUCGUUGAGCAACUGCAGCCUGCGACGCCUGCCAAACGCCUUCCACGUCUUUGAGCACCUGGAGGAACUCGACAUCUCUCACAAUCCCCUAUCAGACGCGUUCGUCAGCCUUUUGAAUCCAUUGGAGUCAUUGGAAUACUUAGACAUGUCUUACUGCAAUCUUGGUUAUGUAGGAAAUUAUACGUUCUCUCACAUGACCUUCCUGAAAAAGCUGAUCCUGUCAGGAAACAAAUUGCACACGUUAGAAGAAGGAUUGUUUGCUAAUCUGACGAGACUGGAGAGUCUGGAAUUGAACAACUGUGAUCUGAAAACGCCCAUCGAUCCGAAGGUGUUCGGUGAUCGUACCAGUACUGAUAUAAUUGAGCUGAAGCUCAGCGGAAAUCCGUUGGAGGUUCCGGAGAAUGGUUCUCUUCUUCCUGAGCAAUUCUCCAACCUCGAAACCCUCGAUCUUAGCAACUGUGGUCUGUUGCAUCUGAACGAGAACCUGUUCACGUCAGCGAAGAACCUUACUCAGCUGAACCUGUCUGGAAACAACAUAUCCCGCGUUGAAAAUUUGGCUUGUCUGAAAAAGUUGCGUGCGCUACAGCAUCUAGACAUUAGCAACAACAAUCUGAGCACUAUUAUUCCGGGAGUCUUCCGGUGGAAUCGGCAUCUCUUGUCUGUGAAUCUUCUGAACAAUCCAUUCGUGUGCAACUGCUCGAUCGCCGACAUGUGGGGCUGGGCUGUACAGGAAAAGAACGACCUUCAUGUCUUGGUAGGCAGUCAACCAGCCAACUUCGAAGCUGGAGCUGCGAAGCUGAGGAAGAGCUUGACCUGCAACUACGACGAGGAGACCCAUCGCAAGAUCGUGGAACAAGCACGCGCGAGCGGCGAUCAACGUAGACUUAGGAAGGGAGACCUUACUCCUACUCGUACCUGGGCGAAAUACGUCCGCGAGUCAAAUUGCGGUCGUAGUUCAUGAUAUAAGGCGAACAAAUUUCAACAUCCGAUGAUAAACUUCUAUUACGACAAGCUGCGCAGACUGAGAACCGAUCUCUGAACGUGGCUUGUCGAUAACGAAGCGUACCACCCGCAUACACAUGUACACAUCUAGACACCACGUGCCCGCGAUAUUAUCGUGUAGUUUUAUUACGGUCCCCGGCAUCCAAAAGUGUAUUCCCCUUCUCCCAUAGCAUACGACUUUAUUUUUGAACGACGUUGUAGAGUUAAGAUCGGGCGGUAGCGCACUAAACAUCGGAAUGUUGAAAUUUUUAUAACAUUGAUUUUCAAUACGUUGUAAAUACGCUAAAGACACAUGAUGCGUUGUUGUGUUCUUAAUAUUUGAAAGUUACAGCGCAGUCCCGCUAUAUGGCCCUAGAUGGAGACGUAGAAGUGGUGGAAAAGAACAUAUAAGUUGUAGCAUUGAAGACUCACCGGGCCAUGUAGCAAGAUUGCGCUAUAAAGUUUAAUCAAUCGUUAAUGAGUCAUUUUCGUGGAAUUAAUGACGUCAUUUAGUGUCUGACUAACGAACGUCUUUCGUAGUAAUCUAUUUCCAUUUAUUAUCAUUCAUUAUUAUUUUCAAAGUCAAACUUGUUGUGACAUUUGUACCAUUGUCCAAAGAAACAUGUGGUCGAAAGUUCGAAUUUCGCUCGAGGACAUAAUUUAUCGCAUUAGUCAGUGCGUUUAAUGUAAGGGAAGGUGCUAAAUUUUCAUUGUUCGUCGAAACAAUCAAAGAUCAACGAAAUCUGAUGACAAAAAUUCGCAUUUUCAAUUAAUCUUACUAAUUCAUCUCGUCGACGGAAUCGAUGCUAUCCUCUUUCACUUUGUAAAGCGUUCACUCGUGCAAACUUUCGGAUACUGAAAUUUAACCGAGUAUGCAAACGAACUCGACGUUCUUGAUUGUAAUUGACGACGAUAAAAUAAGGCUAGACGAGAGAAGAGACUGGGAAAGUUACGUUAAUGGUAUCUUUAGAUUCACGUGUUCUCAGGUCCAUGAUGAAGUUAUGAAGUUGGUGAAACUUGGACCUCCAUCGUAACCGACUGUGGAUUUUACGUUAAAACGACACGAAGUCGUGUUAGUUCUCAUGAGCAUGUCGUGUUUAACAAUUACGAGAAACUUGCUUGCAUGUUCGCGUAUACUUGUACUCGAUGUUUCUGUUAUCACAUGCGAGCAUGCAUUACGUAAAAUUAUGGACGUCGCCAGAUAUCUCUAUUAUAAAAACUUAAUUAUUUGAAUUAUUGAUCUUUGAUUGAUAAAGGAAGCGUAUGACACUACUUUUGAUUUACUUCCAAUUUUAUAAUUACUGUUAAAAUUCCCUCUACUAUGAGAAGUUUAGAUUUAAUCAACUUUCCAAAGCUCUUGCACUCCCUUUGCAAGUAGAGAGGGGCUAAUCAUAUUGUUGACUUAUAUUAAAAAUACUUUUUUGUUAACUUCGUAUUUUAUUCACAAGACAUAUCUGUAAUAAAUGUAACUAGUCCCACUCUAUUUCAUCGUUAUAAGUAAGGGAUAAUUAAUCUUAUGAUUCUUCGUCGUUUAUUCGUUAUUACAAAUAUAUUUAUUGGGUUAAAACGUUUAUAUAUAUUUAUUAAGUUAAAAGCAUUUUUUGUUAUCUCACAAUUAGUGAUACUUUAAGACAAGAGGUCAUCUUCUCGUACUGGGUGCUGUAUCUCCUUUCAGCCAAGAAGUGUUCUCUGGCGGUGUCCAUGUAUAAAUUAGGAUACCCUGCAAGGUACUUCGAUUUCCUUCCCUGGACUAUGCCGGGUUAAACUUUUUAAUUUACGAACGAUUUUAUCAAAGGAACACGUGUUCUUUAUGUUUUCAAUACGUGUACAUUGUGUUGUUUCUUGAAAGUACGGGUAAGGUGAACCAAAUUUUCGGUUUUGUUGUCGCUUAAAAACCUGAGCAAGAUCAAGUGCCGAUUUCACUACAUUCAUGAAAUGUAUAAGACUGUAUUUAAUAAAGGAAUCAUUUUUCUUGGUAA
Megachile rotundata (alfalfa leafcutting bee) is the source of this 4698-nucleotide messenger RNA. RefSeq lists its product as uncharacterized. Gene Ontology annotation, molecular function: protein binding. The record is from RefSeq and is a predicted model, not a curated record. Lineage: Eukaryota; Metazoa; Arthropoda; Insecta; Hymenoptera; Megachilidae.